CACAAUCCAGCCUCAUAUUUGGAUCGAGAAACUUCUUAGCUUUCAUCUGGAUUUUAAUGUGGUGAAUUCUUGAUGUUUUAACAUCAUCAUUAGGAAAAUUAAACCCAGUAUUGCUGAUAUUUCUCAUCCUUUACAUGCCGAGUUCCAGUUUCUUCCUUCCGGCAUCAGGCUCAGACUUCCUACUAUAAAAGGUUGGAGCUCUUUGGUUCCAUCUCUUUUUAAUGCAGGACUCGCACCUGAUUAGUGUUUGUAGCGACUGUUGGUCACUAAUGAAAUAAAUGCGCUGCUGUGCUCUUCAUGCAUUGGUUUGUAUUUCAUGUCCUGGUAUGUUUGGUGGUCUUAUUUUUAAUCUCUUUGUCUUUUAGUUUUUAUACUUGCUGUAACAUCGAUUGCCCAUUUGGGACACGAAUAAAUCUGAAUCUGCUGUAGCAGUCAGCACACGUUCUGUUUGUGUACCGAGACCAGGUUCUGGGUUCUGCUUGAUUGUACCUGUAGUUUCACGACCGAGAGCAGGUUGUGUUGGGUUCAGUAGAUUCUAUUGGGUUCUGUUGAGUUCUGCUUGGUUCUGUUAGGUUCAGUAGGUUCUGUUGGUUCAGCAGGUUCUGUUUGGUUCUGUUUGCAGUGAUGAGUGUGUCGGACAGUGAUGAGGAACUCUACAACGAGCGGACCGCCCUGGUUCCGGCCCAGAACCCUGCGGUUCCGUCCUACCGACCCGACCCAGAGCUCAGCCCCACUGAGGACUCCGACAGUAAAACGGCCGGGCGGAGCGGCGGGCGGGCCGGUCCGGACCCGGGGGCGGAGCCUGAGGACGAGGAGGAGGAGCCUCUGAAGUACGGCGCCAAGCACGUCAUCAUGCUGUUCGUCCCCGUCACGCUGUGCAUGGCGGUGGUGGUCGCCACCAUCAAGUCCGUCAGCUUCUACUCAGAGAAGACCACCCAGCAGCUGAUCUACACGCCGUUCAGCGAGGACACGCCCGACGUGGGCCGCCGGCUGCUGCACUCCGUCCUCAACACCGCCAUCAUGAUCAGCGUCAUCGUGGUCAUGACCAUCCUGCUGGUGGUACUGUACAAGAACCGCUGCUACAAGUUCAUCCAUGGCUGGCUCAUCCUGUCCUCCCUCAUGCUGCUCUUCUGGUUCAGCUUCAUGUACCUGGGCGAGGUGUUUCGUACCUACAACGUGGCGGUGGACUACCCAACGGUUGCCAUGGUGAUCUGGAACUUCGGCGCCGUGGGUAUGCUGUGCAUCCACUGGAAGGGGCCACUGCAGCUGCAGCAGGCCUACCUCAUCCUCAUCAGCGCGCUCAUGGCCCUCGUCUUCAUCAAGUAUCUCCCUGAGUGGUCCACCUGGGUCAUCCUGGGCGCCAUCUCUGUCUAUGACCUGGUGGCCGUCCUCAGUCCAAAGGGACCACUGCGGAUGCUGGUGGAGACAGCUCAGGAGCGCAAUGAACCCAUCUUCCCUGCCCUCAUCUACUCCUCUGCCAUGAUAUGGACGGUGAUGAUGGCGAACCCGGCCGAUGGCCAGCGCUCUGAAACAGGUUCAGAUGAGGAGGCAGAGCUAAAUGGUGGGAGGGCGGAGCCUCAAAGCCGACGGCUGAUGCCGGUCACGGAAGAGGAGCUGGAGGAGGAACGCGGGGUGAAGCUUGGCCUCGGAGACUUCAUCUUCUACAGCGUCCUGGUGGGAAAGGCUGCAGCGACCGGUGGAGACUGGAACACCACUCUGGCCUGCUUUGUGGCCAUCCUCAUCGGUCUGUGCCUCACCCUGCUGCUCCUGGCCAUCUUCAGGAAGGCGCUGCCCGCGCUGCCCAUCUCCAUCGCCUUCGGUCUCAUCUUCUACUUCUCAACCGACUUCCUGGUUCAGCCCUUCAUGGACAAUCUGGCCAAUCACCAGUUCUACAUCUGAGACCAAGCCCUGCCCAUUUCCUCAUCAGCCUGCUGGAUCGUCAUCCAAUGACGCAUAAAGGUCACUUCCUGUGCAGCUCUGAGCAACAGGAAGUGACAUCAUACACUCUGUGACCUUACCUGGUGGUCUGCUCAGGUGUUUGAUGUAUGUAGUUUGUCACGCUGCGAUUGGCUGAGACCUGGCCUCUGCAUCAUCGACCUGGUGACCCACAGACGCUCCAUUAAAGGCGUGGAGCUGCAAAGUGGGCGGAGCCACCAGUUUAUUACUACUACAUCCACUACAUUACCCACAAUCCUCAGAUCAAGAAGUCUGGUUCUUUGGACACUUCCUGUUGAAAAGCCUCAUGGGAGUUGUAGUUUCCCAUAAGGCUCAAACAUUUAAAAAAAAUUUUUUCCCUUAAUGAGAUAUUUUACUACAUAAUUAAACUAUUUAAGGGAUUAAAUAAUUUUAACAGGAAGUGAUCUGCCAAAGAAAAAGCAGAAAAUAAUAUUUUAUAGUAUUUGUCUGGUUCCUAGAAAAUCCUAGUGAUGAAUAUGAUCCCCUGUACGUGUUUGUAUAAUAUUGGCCUGUCUGGGCCUCUGUACGUCUGCCGGUUGAUGUUUUGUUUUUAACUUGUUCUUCUGUAAAUGUUUCACAUAAACAAAUUAAAUGGAGUUUUCUGGAACAGACUCAAAACUU
This is a messenger RNA of Poecilia latipinna (sailfin molly), 2577 nucleotides long. It is a transcript of the gene psen2, whose product is annotated as presenilin 2. The record is from RefSeq and is a predicted model, not a curated record. The transcript is spliced from 10 exons. Gene Ontology annotation, cellular component: membrane; gamma-secretase complex. Gene Ontology annotation, molecular function: aspartic endopeptidase activity, intramembrane cleaving. Bases 625 to 1899 code for a protein of 424 amino acids. Lineage: Eukaryota; Metazoa; Chordata; Actinopteri; Cyprinodontiformes; Poeciliidae. Gene Ontology annotation, biological process: calcium ion homeostasis; protein processing; amyloid-beta formation.